AUGGCCAGUCCAGUAGCAAGCUCAUCGACCACUCCUCCUCCGCGGAUACUGUCAGGUUUUAUACCGGGCCUCUUAGACCCAUCGCAACGCACUCGCCUGUUGAGGGGGUCUAACGGACAACUUAUUUUCGCGACGCACGAUGCUCGCGCUGCUUCUGCAUACUUUGACGUCGACGAUGUACGCAAGAUAAACAUUAACGAUACCCCUCUUCGUCCAAAGAGGAUUGUAAUUGAAAUCAGCUCGAGUGGAUACUGUCGUUGGCGUUUCGUGCCCAAAGCGCGUCUGGAGGACGGUGUUGUAGAUGAGGGGACGUGGCCUCGCGUUGUAGACAUUUGCGGCGAGCUCUACGAGCUGUCCCACGACCAAUGGGAUAUAUACAAGCUGGAUCCAGAGUACGACUGUUACGUGCCCGCGUCACCAGGAAUACCGAUGAUAACGCGAAAGCCACCAAUUCGCGAACCUACUGCCAUUCCUCCGACCCCGGAGAAGCAGAACGGAAAACGCAGAUCAUCACCCUCUUCGGAACGUCUAUCGAAGAGAGCAUUCGUAGAAGAGGCCGAGUCUUCGUCUGAAAACGAGGAUGACAUGGUUGUAGAUGACCCUCCUCCCCCGCCUCGUCGCUCGCGCUCUCGAUCCGCCUCAGCCGGUGCUAGGAACCCUGGGGUGGAACGUCUGCGCAAGAUGAUUCAAGAAAACAGGAAGGUUAGGAGAGAGAAGACCGAUCACCGAACAGAGAAGUUGUCCCACUUGCAAAACUUGACUGAUAUCCCCGUCCCGACGACUCCGUCGCCCAAACGUUCCACUACUGCACCACCUUCGGAAACCAAGGCGAAGAGAAAAGUCGAAUUCUUAUAUAACUCCAUCCGAGCAACCCGAGAAGACCCAGACUACACUGAACCAUUGGAGGAAGACCGCAACGCGUACAACUAUGCAACAAACGUGAAUUCGAAGCGUACUCGAACGGUGUCCCCUGUCGCUGCCAAGCGAAAGCUAGAAAUGAAACGUCUAGAUAGGGAGAAGGCGAAGAGGGAGCGUCGGGAGGCCGAACUUGAGCAGAGACGGCGAGCCAGAGAUCAGGAAAUCAUGGAAUCUGUCAUGGCCGACAUCCAGGAUCCCCCAGCUACAAAUGGUACACACCACGAGAACGGGCAUAGAGAACAAGACGAAGCCGCUGACGAAGAAGACAGUAUCGAUGACGAGGAAGUUGCGAGGCUAGCAUCUAUAGAAGAAUCUCGGCGGAAACUGGCUGAGCUCGAGGCAGAUCGUCCGCUCUGGGAGGCAGAGGCCAGACGCAAGCAACAAGAGCAAGCACAAGCAGAGGAAGAACGGCGACUUGCAGAGGCCCGAAGACGAGCCGCGGAGGCUAAGAGAGCAGAGGAGGAGCAAAAGGCUAGGGCUCAGAGGGAGGCAGAGGAAAGGAGACAGGAAGAGGCCCUGAGACGCCGACGAGCGGAGGCAGAGGCUCGACAAGAGCGAGAAAGACGACAGCGGCAGCAACGAUGGUCGGCAGGCCCCUGGACCGUUCAACGAGCUUUGGAGCGCUGCAAGGUGCUUAGCGAUGCCUUCGACGAAGCUAAAUACUCCCGCAGCUCUCCCCUCACAUUCGAAGAUAUCCCAUGGCCUGUUCUUCAUCCACCCAUGUCAUUUAAAGCCGAGGACAUCGAAUGGCAAGAUGUCGAGAAAUUCUUCCAUCAAGUAAAGCUUCACAUGAAGCCCCAAGACUACAAACCCUUCGUUGUGAAAUGCCACAGGCGCUUCCACCCCGAUCGAUGGCGUUCUCGUGGCCUUCUCAACAGCAUUGAAGACGAGACGGACCGAAACUGCCUGGAGGUCGCGGCUAACACCGUUGCGCAAGCUGUGACGCCCCUCUGGCGCGAACUGAAGUAA
This is a messenger RNA of Pleurotus ostreatus (oyster mushroom), 1887 nucleotides long. RefSeq lists its product as uncharacterized. The record is from RefSeq and is a predicted model, not a curated record. Bases 1 to 1887 code for a protein of 628 amino acids. The transcript is spliced from 4 exons. Lineage: Eukaryota; Fungi; Basidiomycota; Agaricomycetes; Agaricales; Pleurotaceae.